GCGAGAGAAUGAAAAUAGAAAAGAAAAAAAAGUGUGGUUGUCCAUUUCCUGUGAAAAGCUUUUGUCUGCUGUUGCUGAGAGUAAGAACUAGGAAGAGAAACUCAAUGCUCGCUGUUCAGACUAGUCACCGGUAGUGCAGAGGAGAUCUCUCGUUCUCUCUCGGGGUCUCUUUCUUUCUCUCGCUUCGAGUGUAACUUUUGAACGGUUUGGUCCAUGAGCAUAUGAGGCCAUGAGGCGAGCAUCGAAGGAGAAAGGUCAGGAGAAUGCGGGCUGCUCUCUGCUCAGUCCACAGGAGAAUGAGAGGCUGGAGGAUCUGCUGGGCAGGAGGUGUGUGUCUCUGUCCUCAGCGGUUGUGCAGUUGCUCAUGGCUGUUCCGAGCGAGCCGAACCGCUGGACACCUCAGCAAUCUGGAGUAGUGUGUUUCGUCAAGGACAGUCAUCAGCGCUCCUUUUUCAUCCGUCUCUUUGACCUCAAGGCAGGGAAGCUGGUGUGGGAACAGGAAAUCUAUAACCAACUAAUGUACCAAAGAGUCAUGGCUUUUUUUCACACUUUCCCUGGAGAUGUAAGUAUUUACCUGUUGUAAAUCCCAACCUUGUGCGUUAUGCUCACUGUCAUUAUUACAGUUGAUUUUAACAUGUUUUCACAGUAUCAA
Rhinichthys klamathensis goyatoka is the source of this 652-nucleotide messenger RNA. Its product is annotated as actin nucleation-promoting factor WAS-like. Bases 230 to 583 code for a protein of 117 amino acids. Lineage: Eukaryota; Metazoa; Chordata; Actinopteri; Cypriniformes; Leuciscidae. The transcript is spliced from 3 exons. The record is from RefSeq and is a predicted model, not a curated record.